Molecule: messenger RNA, 498 nt
Organism: Benincasa hispida (wax gourd)
Lineage: Eukaryota; Viridiplantae; Streptophyta; Magnoliopsida; Cucurbitales; Cucurbitaceae
Source: RefSeq, a predicted model, not a curated record
AUGGAGAAGGAAAGAGGACUGCUCAAAGCUGAGGUUGUGAACCAAUCACUACCUUCGGAGGAGGAGAUGGAGGAAGCAUCGAGAAGAAGCGCUUUGGAAAUCUCGGAUCCAAAGGAAACUACUCACGCAGAAUCCUAUGAGGGACCCUCCAGAGUUUCUUUGGAGGAAGUAGUGGCGGAGAAGCAGCCUGAAGUGGCUGAGGAGAAGAAGAAGAAGAAUAAGAUCAAAGAGAAGAGGGCUGAAGGGGAUGAGGAAGCCCAUCCAAUCAAGACGAAGAAGAAGAUCAAAGAGAAGAGAGUUGAAGGAGAUGAGGAAGCCCAUCCAAUCAAGAAGAAAGAAAGGAGGGCAGGUGAGAAAAGGGAAUGCAGGCAGAAGAAGAAGCGCCUGAGGAAGGAGGAAGAGAAGAGAAAGAGGGCUGAGAGCCCAAAAAUUGAUGGAGAAUCCACCUCCGUAAGGGUGGAUAAGGGGGAGUCAGCGCAACUGAGAGAAUCAACGUAG